AUUAUCCUUGUAACAAGGAAUCCCAGGGACUGUUGCAUAUCUCUUCAUGCAUGGCAUGCGACUGUAAAGUUCUUAGAGCCAUGCGAUUGGGACUAUUUAGUCGAUCGUUUUGUAGAAGGCCAGGUUAUCUGGGGAUGUUGGUUCGAACACUUGGCAGACUGGCUUAAGUUGAGCGGUAGGGACAACUUCCUGCAUUUGAAGUACGAGGACAUCAAAGAGGAUCGCCAAGGUGCAUCGGAGACAGUUGCUAAGUUCCUUGGUUACGACUUAACCCCCGAUGAGAUGAAGAGAGUCGUAGACCAUACCGAUUUCAAUAACAUGAAAGAAUAUAUGAAAACAGUAACACAACGUGACGUGUUCCUACGUGAAAAUAGACAUUGGCAACGCAAAGGAAUCGUGGGCGAUUGGAAGUCAAAUUUCACAGUGGCCCAAGAUGAAAAAUUCAAGGAAUGGGAGCAGCGAAAAUGUAAGGAGUAUGGAAUCGACUUCAUGCAAUACUACACCAAGACACCUAAGAAAUAA
This is a messenger RNA of Saccoglossus kowalevskii, 522 nucleotides long. RefSeq names its product sulfotransferase 1C2-like. NCBI's taxonomy places the organism in Eukaryota, Metazoa, Hemichordata, Enteropneusta, Harrimaniidae. Gene Ontology annotation, molecular function: sulfotransferase activity. The record is from RefSeq and is a predicted model, not a curated record.